AUGGAGAGAUCCUUAUCAUCAUCAUCAGAAGAGAGAGAGAAGACCGUCGAGGCGUUCGGAUGGGCGGCAAGAAACUCCUCAGGCCAUCUCUCUCCCUUUGUCUUUCCUAGAAGGGAAACAGGAGCAGAGGAAGUGAGAGUGAAAGUGUUGUAUUGUGGAAUAUGUCAUAGUGAUCUCCAUUGUCUCAAGAACGAAUGGCAUUCCUCCAUUUACCCUUUGGUUCCUGGGCAUGAGAUUGUUGGAGAAGUGAGUGAGAAAGGGAGCAAAGUAAGUAAAUUCAAUCUUGGAGACAGAGUUGGUGUUGGAUGCAUAGUAGAUUCCUGCCGCGCGUGCGAGAGUUGUCGUGACGAUCAAGAAAACUACUGCGCCAAAGCUGUCGCGACCUAUAACGGAGUUCACCACGACGGAACGAUUAACUACGGUGGAUAUUCUGACCACAUCGUCGUCGAUGAACGUUACGCCGUCAAGAUUCCACACACGUUGCCUCUAGCUUCGGCCGCACCUUUGCUUUGUGCAGGCAUCUCGGUGUACAGCCCUAUGAAGUACUUCGGAUUAGCCGGACCAGAUAAGCAUAUUGGAAUCGUGGGGCUAGGUGGUCUUGGACACAUUGGGGUGAGAUUUGCAAAAGCAUUUGGGACUAGAGUCACGGUGGUUAGCUCCACCCCAGGGAAAUGUAAGGAUGCUCUUGAAACUCUUGGAGCUGAUGGGUUCUUGGUUAGUACUGAUGAAGACCAAAUGAAGGCCGCAAUGGGAACUAUGGAUGGCAUAAUUGAUACCGUUUCUGCAUCGCAUUCGAUUUUACCUUUAAUUGGACUACUCAAAUCCAACGGUAAACUUGUUCUACUCGGUGCAAACGAGAAGCCAUUUGAUUUAUCUGCAUUUUCCUUAAUCAUAGGAAGGAAAUCGGUAGCGGGAAGUGGUAUAGGAGGAAUGAAAGAGACACAAGAGAUGAUUGAUUUUGCGGCCGAGCAUGGCGUAAAAGCAGAAACUGAGAUCAUAUCCAUGGAUUAUGUGAACACUGCCAUGGAUAGACUCGCGAAAGGGGAUGUUAGAUAUAGAUUUGUCAUCGACAUCGCCAACACUUUGGCUUCUACUAGAUCGUAAUAUUGUUUUGGCAACGCUACUUAAUCCUCUUGUCUAAACUUGAUGUCAUAUGUGUAUUCAAAUCAACUUUAGUCUGGAUUUCAAUCCUAAUCUGUUUUCUUUCUUUUUAUAAAUGGAGUAUGGUCAUUGGUCAAGUGAAUGUAAUUCUAGUGAUUAUGAUUUGAAAGAAAUUUCAAAAGCUGUAUUGAGGGAUGUACUGAGGAUAUUGAAUUAUAUGAACCGAACGUAAGGGCAAAACACGUUUUAAAUAUGAAUAUA
Molecule: messenger RNA, 1362 nt
Organism: Capsella rubella
Lineage: Eukaryota; Viridiplantae; Streptophyta; Magnoliopsida; Brassicales; Brassicaceae
Product: probable cinnamyl alcohol dehydrogenase 6
Exons: 6
Coding region: 1-1104 (367 amino acids)
Biological process (GO): lignin biosynthetic process
Molecular function (GO): zinc ion binding; cinnamyl-alcohol dehydrogenase activity
Source: RefSeq, a predicted model, not a curated record